CUUAAUUGAAAGAAAUGCACGAGGAGGAAAAGAAGUAAGACGGACACUAAAAAUAGAGCCAGUCUGUACUUCUGUACAGCCAAAGUCUGCUGUGUCUAUUGCUGCAUCUUUCAUAAAAACAAGCCCCUCUGAGUGAAAGUCCCUUUUGUCCACCGGGAGCCUUCAGUCGACAAAUGCGUCAUCCUGAACCUCCAAAGUAUUUCUGCUCGCAAUAUUUUCCCACAUCACUCAAAUACCUGCCUGUGUCCGCGACAGCUCGCUGGGUUUGCCUCCUCAGCUUCUCCUGCACACGCGGAGCAUCAAACAGAAGAAGAAGGGCCAUUGGCUCUGAGUUGAUGACGGCGAGAGCGCACUCUUCUCCAGGAGCGCAUAUUUAGCCUUUAUUUGUCUGACUAACGCUCUGCAUCUCCGUCCUGUGGGAUGACAUUACAGUGCAAGGACUGAGAUUCGCAUUUAUGCGGCCACUUUGUUUGCUGAUAUUUAUUUUUGUUUAAUUUUGGAGGCGGAGAGCGCGUUUACUGUCCAGGAGCGCGCGGCGUGGCACACGCUGGAACAAAAAAAAACAGCUCAGUGCAGCGCAGGCAGGUUUCCCUUUUAAAAGCAGCAGGACAGGCAGGAGAGUUACGGAGUCUUCUCGGGGGAGCGGUGUCUGUGCAUGACAGAGACGGACUCUAAAAGAAGACGAAGAAGAAGAAAAAAAUCGGGAUACUGAGCAGAAAUCGGCAGCGGGAACUUGGAUAUGGCGCCUGUGAAGACGUUCGACCUUUUUGUUGGAGUUGUUUUAGUUUUGCAGUGUGUGUGGAAUGUGCAAGCCGAGAUCACAGCCAGUAACGGGGUCCCAUACUCAUACGUGCAGGAGCAGGCGAGAGAUGAGGAUACAGCUGUUGACGUGAAGCUCUACAGUCACCGGUGGAGGAGAUGGCUCCCCCCAAAGUCUCGUAACAUGGACAGUAACAGAGCCAGUCAGGAGCAGGACCAGGAGCGUGAACAGGAGGAGCCUGAAGGCUUCCCAGGCCUGGUUUCAGCAGAGGAAGCAGACAACAGCUCCCAGAUAGAGGAGGAUACAGAUCACAACUACUACACAUCAAAAACGUACGGCCCUUCAGAUCCGAUGAGCAAGGACUUGUGGGUAAAUAUCGACCAGAUGGACAAGGACAAAGUGAAGAUCCACGGCAUUCUGUCCAACACACACAGACAAGCUGCAAGAGUUAAUCUGUCCUUCGAUUUUCCUUUUUACGGACAUUACCUGCGUGAAAUCACAGUGGCGACCGGUGGGUUCAUCUACACUGGUGACGUGGUCCACCGGAUGCUAACAGCUACACAGUACAUUGCUCCGCUAAUGGCUAACUUUGACCCAAGUCUCUCCAGAAACUCUACCGUCAUCUACUCUGACAACGGAACUGCUCUGGUUGUGCAGUGGGACCACGUCCAUCUGCAGGACAACUACAGCCUGGGAAGUUUCACCUUCCAGGCCACAUUGCACAAGACUGGUAGGAUCGUCUUCGCCUACAAAGAGAUCCCCGUUGAGGUGUCACAGAUCAGCUCUGUCAAUCACCCGGUGAAAGUUGGCCUGUCUGACGCCUUUGUGUUGGUCCACAAGAUCCAGCAGAUACCCAAUGUGAGGCGGAGGACGAUCUAUGAGUACCACCGUGUAGAGCUGACUAAGACAAAGAUCACCAACUCUACAGCUGUGGAAAUGAUGCCUUUACCCACCUGCUUGCAGUUCACCAGCUGUAGCUCCUGCAUCUCCUCACAGAUCAGCUUCAACUGUAGCUGGUGCCAUCGGCUCAACAGAUGUUCCACUGGCUUUGACCGCCAUCACCAGGACUGGAUGGACAGUAGCUGCCCAGAUGAGACCAAGGACAAGAUGUGCGACAUCGCAGACACUACGUACCUUUACCCUUUCACCACCACGGUUGCUGCCAAAACAACACCCAAGGGGAAGGAGGCCACUGCAGGCAGGGAAACACCCUCCACCUCCCACCCUCCCACCAGCGUCCCCACUGAAGAUGACACCAAGAUCGCUCUGCAUCUCAGAGACAACCAGGUGAUGCCAGCUGACAGUGCUGUAGACAGGGUGAAAGGCACUCAUCCUCUUCACACUGGUUUGAUCCUGGGCAUCUUGCUGGUGAUGCUUAUCAUGAUUGCAGGCGUGCUGAUCACAGUCUACAUCUACCAUCACCCGACCUCUGCAGCCAGCCUCUUCCUUAUCGAGAGACGUCCGAGCAGGUGGCCUGCCAUGAAGUUUCGCCGGGGGUCGGGUCACCCAGCCUACGCGGAGGUGGAGCCAGUGGGCCAGGAGAAGGAGGGCUUCAUCGAGUCCGAGCAGUGCUGAGGGAGGAGGAGGCAUCCACAUCCCUACCUCCCCUCCGCAGCCUCCCUCCUGUGCUAGCCCUCCUCUCUCCUGCUCCACGGGGACUUCUGACCUGGAACCUCCAGGAUGCACUUAUCGGUGGAGGAGCUCAGUGUACACAAUGACUCGUUAAGACUGUACAAUCGGCCCAUUGAGCGCUAGAUGAGACUGGAUACAGUAACCGGUGACAUGAGAAAGCGAGACACCCCUGAAGACUAUCCCCAGACAUACCCACUGUUCAGCUCCCGUUAGCAAGGAGCUGAGCUGCCGGGGGGCAGAGGGAGGGAACAGCGCAGACGUCAUCGACUCUGCAUUCGUUAAGCGUUUUUACGACUGCUAUCGCGUUGCCAUGGUGGGACUGUACAGCUUGACUGAUAGCCGUGUGUCUGGUUGGGUUGGGGAGCAGGGUGAAUUAUACAAUAUAUAUUUUCAGAAUCAAUACAGAGUGUGUGAACAAAGAUGUCCACUUUAUUGUCCAUGGGGGUUACACAUUAUAGGCCUUUGCAUAUCCAUCAGGUUUUUCCUUCUUUUCCUUUUCCUUUCUCUAUGUUUUCACAGGGGUUGGCGCAUUUAUCUGUACAGACCGUCGGUAUUGCUUUUCAAUACCAUAGCAGGCUUAAUUGACUUUUCCACAGUCCACUCUGCACAGAGAGGCUGUGGCUGCGUGAUAUGACGCAAGCUGAACUCGAUCGAUCACAGCUGGGAGUAAAGCUCUGAACAUUCGGCAUGGGUGUUGAAUUAGUUUGUGAUUUUUGGGGGCUGGUUUCAUUUUGUGAAAAUGAAGUAUAAGGUGGGGGGUUUUUGUUGUUGUUUUUUUUAAUGGGUGAUGGACACUAUCCUUCCCUUUUGCAUUGAUUUCUUUACUGCCGUGCCAUUUCGUCCCUGAGUAGAGUUUGCACUUCUUCUUUUUUUUUUUUCUCAUUCGACAUGUGGUACUAAUGCAAAAUUACAAGACAGGCGCUUGUGAGUGUGAAUAUAUUUUCUGGAGUGUAAGUGAUUCUCGUGUGUGAAUACAGAAGACAGUAUACAGUAGUGAUUGGAUAUCCACCUGCUAUAUGGCUGCAUAUAUUUGAGCUGGCUCUUAUUGAUUUUACUUAGAAGUAUCUGGAUACAGUGCUUGAGCCAGAAAACACACUGGUCUGAUUGGAGAUUUGAUUCACUUUUACAGUGUCGGUUUAUUUUCCAGUUGUUGCCAAGCGUAACCAGUUCUGUGUCCACAUUUAAUAGCUGUCAUGUCACCGUAGUAAUGUAUAUACCAAGGCCAAAACAUUUGCAGAUUCAGGUAACUCAUGGCAAACAUUUGCAGUAUAGCAGUGAUGAGACUCUUCUUUUCUUAUUUUUUAUGAGUGGCCUUUUUUUCUCUACUUUUUUACUUAAAUGUGAAUAUUGUUCUAGUCAUUGCUGUCACAACAAUUCACUCAUUUCAAGAGAAAAUCAUGUUUUACACCAAUGAUUGUAGACUCAUUUAUACAAACUAGAGCUCAAAAUCCUGGAGUUUUACUGAAUAAUAAAAUGUGCAAUAUUA
Messenger RNA from Oreochromis aureus, 3878 nucleotides. RefSeq names its product plexin domain containing 2 (gene plxdc2b). The coding region runs from base 740 to 2335 and encodes 531 amino acids. The transcript has 14 exons. The record is from RefSeq and is a predicted model, not a curated record. Lineage: Eukaryota; Metazoa; Chordata; Actinopteri; Cichliformes; Cichlidae.